This is a messenger RNA of Nematostella vectensis (starlet sea anemone), 1335 nucleotides long. RefSeq names its product zinc finger protein 658-like. The record is from RefSeq and is a predicted model, not a curated record. The transcript has a single exon. The coding region runs from base 1 to 1335 and encodes 444 amino acids. NCBI's taxonomy places the organism in Eukaryota, Metazoa, Cnidaria, Anthozoa, Actiniaria, Edwardsiidae.
AUGACUGGACUUGAAACUCACAUUACUGGACAUGAAACUCACAUGACUGGACAUGAAACUCGUAUGACUGGACAUGAAACUCGCAUGACUGGACAUGAAACCCGUAUGACUGGACAUAAAACUCACAUGACUGGACAUGAAACUCGCAUGACUGGACACGAAACUCGCAUGACUGGACAUGAAACUCACAUGACUGGACAUGAAACUCACAUGACUGGACAUGAAACUUGCAUGACUGGACAUGAAACUCGCAUGACUGGACAUGAAACUCGCAUGACUGGACAUGAAACUCGCAUGACUGGACAUGAAACUCGCAUGACUGGACAUGAAACUCACAUAACUGGACAUGAAACUCAAAUGACUGGACAUGAAACUCGCAUAACUGGACAUGAAACUCAAAUGAGUGGACAUGAAACUCGCAUGACUGGACAUGAAACUCGCCUGACUGGACAUGAAACUCGCAUGACUGGACAUGAAACUCACAUAAGUGGACAUGAAACUCGCAUGACUGGACAUGAAACUCAAAUGACUGGACAUGAAACUCACAUAACUGGACAUGAAACUCAAAUGACUGGACAUGAAACUCGCAUGACUGGACAUGAAACUCGCAUGACUGUACAUGAAACUCGCAUAACUGGACAUGAAACUCGCAUGACUGGACAUGAAACUCACAUGACUGGACAUGAAACUCACAUGACUGGACAUGAAACUCACAUGACUGGACAUGAAACUCACAUGACUGGACAUGAAACUCACAUGACUGGACAUGAAACUCACAUGAAUGGACAUGAAACUCACAUGACUGGACAUGAAACUCGUAUGACUGGACAUGAAACUCGCAUGACUGGACAUGAAACCCGUAUGACUGGACAUAAAACUCACAUGACUGGACAUGAAACUCGCAUGACUGGACAUGAAACUCGCAUGACUGGACAUGAAACUCACAUGACUGGACAUGAAACUCACAUGACUGGACAUGAAACUUGCAUGACUGGACAUGAAACUCGCAUGACUGGACAUGAAGCUCGUAUGACUGGAAAUGAAACUCGUAUGACUGGACAUGAAACUCACAUGACUGGAGAUGAAACUCACAUGAAUGGACAUAAAACUCACAUGACUGGACAUAAAACUCGCAUGACUGGACAUGAAACUCACAUGACUGGACAUGAAACUCGUAUGACUGGACAUGAAACUCGCAUGACUGGACAUGAAACUCACAUGACUAGACAUGAAACUCACAUGACUGGACAUAAAACUCACAUGACUGGACAUGAAACUCGCAUGACUGGACAUGAAGCUCGUAUGACUGGAAAUGAAAAAUUGACUCCCAUAUGA